AUGCGGUUUCGCUUCCGCCUUCGCGACCCACCUAGCGAUGUCGCCUUCCUCUCCCUCGUCGACGGUGAGGCUCUGUACAACGCCGACGGUACUAGCGCGAGGGAUGUGAAGGAGGCGACAAUUCGCCAGAUGGGCUGGCACCGCGUUGAGUUGCCGCAGGAUUGGUUUCUUUCAUGCCAGGCACUCGACAACGCCAGACACCUUAUCGAGGCGAUGCAAUGCACCAUGCAGUACCUGAGGUACUGCUGCAAAAACGAAGAGAGGCGCGCACAAAAGGCGACGGCGCAGCUUCGGCGGUAUGAGGAGGAGAGUGCUUCGGCCUUCGAGGAGCUCAUAGAGCUGCGGGAUUGUGUGGCAGUGUAUAAGCAGCAGCUGCGUGAGCUCCGACAGGAGCGGCAGCGUGCGAGGUCACCUCCAUCGCACGUACCUCUUGCCAGGGCGGGACGGGGGAAUCAUUCACGGGGAACUGUGGACACGGUGUGUCAACUAGGCUGCCGUUUCUGCGGAAAUGUGUACCCAAGUCCGAACGCACUCGAAUCGCACAUCCGGAAGCGUCACAAGAGAUCAGAAGGGUAUGCUACCAUGGCCGGCGGCUCCGCUGCUGUGUCUCUGAAGCAGCCCAAGCAUCUGAAGCAGUUCGACGCGACAACCCAAGUGCCCACUUCUUCGCGCCAGACGGUCUCUGGUGGUCUUUUCGUGGACCAUGCGCCCACAAUACUGCAGGAGGCCGCUGACAGCUGUGGCGAUCGCGACUUGCGAAGGGAGAUCAGUGAACUACGGCUGGCGGUGGCAACACUCAUGGAGCAGCAAGCAGCCUUGCAGCGCGGCAUGCCAGCGUCCUGCGUGGCCGUGGCACCGCAGCAGUCAGCGGGGGAGGCAGUCGCAGCAGGAGAGGCGGUGGCAAGCACCGGUCCCCUUCCUGGCCUCCGACAGUGUGGGAGUAGAUUGGGCGAAGAGGAUAUCCUGCUUCGUAUUCACCAAGAGCUGUUGCGCACCGGCGCAGAACUCCAGCAGUUGCAGAGCGCCGUCGGCAGUGAGAGCGCGCAGCGUGGACGGAGCGCGGCUGAUGAUGGCAGCUCCUGCAACUUGAGAUACGACUUACCCCAAAAGCAGGCGCGACAGGAACAUUGUGAUCCCGUGGCGGUGCCACGCGACAAGCGAGGUGCCCUCACACUGAACCCGCAGAGCAUUCCGCACUGCCCUUCACGCACCGAAGGCAGCGACGGCGGCGAGGCGGCACGGCGACGAGGAAGCGUAGGUGAAAGCCUCGUCACUGUGUCCCCUAUCACGCCCCCGGCAGCGGGAAGGGCACAGGCGCAGCACGCACUCACGAAUCGAGAGGGCACAACUGCCGCACCCAAGCAGAAAAGCAUGGAUGAGAUGCCGCCCAUGGCGUCAGGCAGUCCGUGCGGCACCCUCAGCGACCCUAGCGCCUCUCUUGAAACUAAACCACCAGCCGGUGCUAAGGGAAAGAUGUCGCCCUCUCCCUCGUCCGCACUGGGCCUUCCCUUUGGCGGCAGCAGCGUCGAUGGCGCUGGUGCAGCGCGCAGCCACAACUUUCUCACGCCACAGUCGGCUCCCUACGGACCUCCUAGGGAGUUCAGCGGGAUCACCGGUGAUCGCUGCCCCGGCGGUCUCGGUGCUACAACCCGUGGGGGCGACGGCGAGCAGACGGGCUCGCAGGGACCGGGGACGACCCAACUGGUGCAGCCGAGUUCUGCCUCCCAGGGUUACUUACCGUGGAUGCGGCCCGGGUCGGCAACGGCGCUCUAUGGCAGUGCAGAUCCUGGGUCGGCGAACCGCUACAGCUCUGCACCGAUUGACAAGGCGACGUCAUGGACGAGUGGCUGCCUCCUUCCAGCUGCGGAGCAGAAGGUGCCGGCGCAGCGCAACGUGCUUCCGACUUUUACGACAGGAGACGCGACGCCAUCGCCUAGCUUCGCCGCAGCCGAGGUGAUGACGAACUCGAAGGCUGAACUGAUCCCCGCUACGUCGGCCGGUGCACCGCACCGUCGUGGCUUCUUGGAGAGUAACGAGGCUGCAUUGCCCUGGGAGGCGGGCCGGUGGUCGAGCGGCGCCACGCAGGGUGAGCAAGUUGGGGUAGGUACCGUACAUGUGGUGUCGAGCCAGCAUAAAGUGGCCCGGGAUGAGGACCGGGCCCGUACCCAGUUACCGUUUUGCGAGCGGACGCAGCGAGGGACCCGCGUCGCACCAAUGCCAGUGCCGAACGUUCCUGACAAUGUACCUUUCCCUGGCAGUGCAGUGGCCGGCGCUGAGCAGCCGCAGUGCUCGGCCUCUCCCUUAAUCGGUCCCUCGACACAGCGCUCUCCUGCAGCGGUGUCCGGCGCCGGGGUGGCGAAGAGCAGCGGCGGUGGCGAUCUGAGGGAGAGUCUUACGAGCCGACCGCACGCCCCCAUCGCGCGGGCCCAGCAUUCGUUGGCGGCCACUGUCCAGGCCGAGUACUCCUCUACAUCAAAAGUAAUCCCGGUUGUGCACCUUGUGCCGCAAGCACCGUCCGAGGUGGGUGACGGAUCGCUGCAGAAUCCACAAAGGCGAAAAGAAGAGCAUACAAGGGGUGAAAAGCCGUCCUCCCCUGCGGUCUUGCGGCAGACAAUGCUAGGGCUGGAUGAGAGCCGUCAGCACAGCACGGCAUCCCAACAACAGCUGCGUCGUAGUGGCGACGAGGACAGUAGCGAAAGCAAGGGUAGCACUGAGGAUGCCGACUCUUACUCGGUCGAGGUGCCGCCACUCGAGGGCUCAGAGCAGGGUGACGCUGGCAAUGGGCCCGUUAGCGUUCCACUGGACGCCACAGGGGAGGAAAGGAGCAAUGCGAACGAGGAUUGCUUUGGCCACCUUGUCAUGGAGGAUGUGUCGAGCGAUAAGCUCGCUGAUCCCACCCUUUACGCGGCAGAUGCGGCAUACGCGACGCGGCUACCCGAUUUCCGCGCCAGAGAUGAUGAUAUAGAAGAGGAUGCCUCCCGCCUCAUGAGUUACAACCUCCUCAAACCGACGGACGGUGGCGAACGCACACCCAGUCAGGCAGACCCGCCCACUGCCGAAUCGACACCUACCGAUUGGUCCUACUACACAUAUUCGUAUUCGUACUCGGACGGGGAGGACGAGGAGGACGAGGCGGGGACUGCUCAAGAGGGUAUCCCCGUUAAGUUGCGCAUAGACGACGGCGGGCAAGAAACGCAGCAAGCAUCCGCCAUCCACGAUACUGCUGCCGCGAGUUUUCCAGAGGCCGCUUCUCACGCGGGCGUGACCCCUAUGGCGUACACUGUUGCGGCGCGGACAUCUGGGGAAGUGGCUGCGCAGCGCGAGGACGUCGGUAAGGCAGGCGCAGAAAAGCUAAAGAAGUCACGCCAGGGCGUUAAAGGCGAGACGAGGCUAUCGGCAGACCAGCAAGGUGCGCCGAACCCGCAACAGCAACCACCUGCACGAGUGGGCCGCGGUGGGAAACCGGCUACCGAUGAGUCUGCCAUCGUGCCGCGGCACCACUCUUCGCAACUGUCGGACACCGUACCGCAACAAGUGGGGAAAAAGGGGAAGGGCUUCCUGGCAAAGCUAUUUUCCAAGAAGAGCAUAUGA
This is a messenger RNA of Leishmania mexicana MHOM/GT/2001/U1103, 3591 nucleotides long. Its product is annotated as conserved zinc-finger protein. The record is from RefSeq and is a predicted model, not a curated record. The coding region runs from base 1 to 3591 and encodes 1196 amino acids. NCBI's taxonomy places the organism in Eukaryota, Euglenozoa, Kinetoplastea, Trypanosomatida, Trypanosomatidae. Gene Ontology annotation, cellular component: cytoplasm. The transcript has a single exon.